AUGGCAGCUAUUAAAGAAUUAACUAGAUUAAUGAACAACACUUUACUAAACGAGAAUGAAAAUUGUGAUAUUUAUAUAAACAAAGCUCAAGUAAAUAUAACAAAUAAACGUGAUGAUUUAGCUAUUUUAAAUUAUACAAAAGAAUUAACUAUUCAAAAGAGACAAUUACCCGAAGAUCAUCCAAAUAUUGCUCGUACACUUUUCAGCAUGGGUCAUUGUUAUGUAACAUUAAAACAAUACGAACAAGGAGAAAAAUUAAUGCAAGAAGCAUUACAAAUACGUCGAAAAUCAUUGCCUGGUAAUCAUCAUGAUUUUGCAUUGACCUAUAGUAGUCUGGGUUCACUCUAUAAAAUUAUAAUGAAAAGUGAAUUAGCUUUAGAAUAUUUUCUAAAAGUACGUGAAAUACAUCUUGCAUCUGGUGAACCUGAUUUACCUGAUCUUUUGAUUACUGAAAGAGGCAUUAGAAUGCUACAAGCUAGUGAUUAUCGCGUUUCAUCGCCAUCAUUAAAAUAA
This is a messenger RNA of Rotaria sp. Silwood1, 513 nucleotides long. The record is from the annotation of a GenBank genome assembly. NCBI's taxonomy places the organism in Eukaryota, Metazoa, Rotifera, Eurotatoria, Philodinida, Philodinidae.